AUGUUUUGCCGGUCCGGCUUUUAUUUCACCAGGAACAUGAGUGUUCUUAAAAUUAUGACAAAGGCUUCAGGCUCACGGCUCAAUAUUGUCAGAGAGAAAACAACACCCUUGACGAGAAUAGUCCUGAGUCUCCGCGUCUCUAGGCCCUACUCUUCUUACUUGCAUACCAACCCUAUCUCCACGAAAAUUGGUGUCAAGGAGUCCGCGAGCAAGCUAGUAAAAAAUGGAUACCCUGUGAUCUCUAGCAAAGCUGCUGGCUACUGGUUAGUGUGUACCUCUGGAUUGAUAUUUGGUAUUGUCGUUGUUGGUGGGUUGACUAGAUUGACUGAGUCGGGCCUAUCCAUAACCGAAUGGAAGCCUGUAACAGGUACAAUCCCCCCACUCAACGAAGUUGAAUGGCAAGAAGAAUUUCAAAAAUACCAGGAAUCCCCCGAGUUUAAGCAACUCAACUCUCACAUUACUUUGGAUGAGUUUAAGUUCAUUUUCAGCAUGGAGUGGGGCCAUAGAUUCUUAGGAAGGUGCAUAGGUAUGUUUUUUAUCGUGCCCGCAGUAUACUUUUGGAAAACUGGUAGGUUUAGUGCCCUCGUGUCAAAGAGGGUAGUGGGGUUGACCGGGUUGUUAGGAUUGCAAGGUGCCAUUGGUUGGUGGAUGGUGAAGUCAGGUUUGGACGAGGAACAGCUCAGCGAAAGAAAAUCCAAGCCAACUGUCUCGCAGUACAGACUUACAACCCACUUAGGUGCUGCUUUCCUUAUGUACUUGGGUGUGUUGUGGACUGCCUUUGAGAUUCUCAAUGAAAACCGCUGGGUGAAGGGCAUGAAAGCCGACCCUAAAAAAGUUACCGAUGCACUUGCAAUGUUGAACAGUAAUGCUCUUAAUAAAACAAGAAGUAUGGGCUUGGGUCUUAUUGUUUUGACUUACUUAACAGCUAUGAGCGGUGGAAUGGUCGCAGGCCUUGACGCAGGUUUGAUUUACAACACCUUCCCCCACAUGGGAGAUGAAUGGCUUCCAUCUCAUGGAGAACUUAUGUCUCCCGUGUUUUCCAGAAACGAUGAUCACUCAGAUUUGUGGUGGAGAAAUCUUUUCGAAAACCCAACUACCGUGCAAUUGGUUCACAGGAUUCUCGCCACCUCCACAUUUUUCGCCAUUUUUGCCGGUCACAUGUACGUGAACAAGAAUAAGGCUGUUAUACCGGCCCGUGCCAAACGUACAUUCCAUGCCGUAAUGGGUUUAGUAACGCUUCAGGUCACAUUAGGAAUAUCCACAUUGAUCUAUUUGGUUCCGAUUCCCCUUGCCGCUGCACAUCAGGCUGGGGCUUUAGCUCUCCUCACGGGUUGUUUGGCCUUUGCAGCAAAUGUCAAGAGACCAAGACCGCAGACGGUGAAUUACAUCAGCUCGAUUAUGAAGCAGAAGCUACUCAAGAACCACUAA
Metschnikowia bicuspidata var. bicuspidata NRRL YB-4993 is the source of this 1428-nucleotide messenger RNA. It is a transcript of the gene COX15, whose product is annotated as Cox15p. Lineage: Eukaryota; Fungi; Ascomycota; Pichiomycetes; Serinales; Metschnikowiaceae. Bases 1 to 1428 code for a protein of 475 amino acids. The record is from RefSeq and is a predicted model, not a curated record. Gene Ontology annotation, cellular component: mitochondrial inner membrane. Gene Ontology annotation, biological process: heme A biosynthetic process. The transcript has a single exon. Gene Ontology annotation, molecular function: oxidoreductase activity, acting on NAD(P)H, heme protein as acceptor.